Messenger RNA from Periconia digitata, 412 nucleotides. The record is from the annotation of a GenBank genome assembly. Lineage: Eukaryota; Fungi; Ascomycota; Dothideomycetes; Pleosporales; Periconiaceae.
CCACUCCGUAACAGCAAAUAAACUGAAAGUCGUGAUCGAGGAGUGUCGUGUGUUUGUGAGAGUGGAGAGCUUAAUUUCGCGGACCUGCAGUUCGGUGCAGACCAGCUGCCACAUUGACGAUGAAGUGUGGCCCGUGCAUGCGAUGCGGGUCUCUGGCCUCUCAGGGACGACUAGAACAAUCACAGGGCCGCGUUCAGCAUCAACACCUCCACUUGCAGCUCAUGUCAUGACCAGAAUGGCCUCGAAACCCUCAAAUCUGCCGAACCUACGACGCCUCUUUGUCGAAGCUCGGACAGAGGCUGAGGAGAGCGCGUAUUCCAGAAAUGCUUUUUACAAUCUUGUGGGAUUCAUGUCUUCGGUCGCCGUGUACAGCUUGGUAGCGCAGCGCAUGGCUCCACCCAAGAUGACAUGA